Messenger RNA from Lasiosphaeria miniovina, 1389 nucleotides. RefSeq lists its product as uncharacterized. Lineage: Eukaryota; Fungi; Ascomycota; Sordariomycetes; Sordariales; Lasiosphaeriaceae. The coding region runs from base 1 to 1389 and encodes 462 amino acids. The record is from RefSeq and is a predicted model, not a curated record. The transcript has 5 exons. Gene Ontology annotation, molecular function: FAD binding.
AUGGAUUCCAAGGAUAUCCACGUCAUUGUCAUUGGUGCAGGGAUAACGGGCCUCCUGACUUGCCAGGCGCUCAAAAAGGCCGGAAUCAAGUACAGCAUCUUCGAGAAAGAGCAGAGCCUCAACGUGCGCAGCAAUGAGUGGACCAUGGCGAUCCACUGGUCGCUGCCGCUGCUGAAGGAGAUUGUGCCCGCCGACGUCUUCGCCAAGAUGGAUGCCAUUGCCUGUAACCCCGUUCUCGGGAUCCACUCGGGUCUAUAUCCCAUCAUCAAGGGCGAGACGGGCGAGCUGAUCAUGGGUGUGCCAUACGAGAAUGGCCUGCGUGUGCCCCGCAGCAAGAUGCGCGCCGUUGCUGCGACGGGCAUCGAGGUGCAGUACGGCAAGCUGCUAACUGACCUCGCCUUUAACGAGAGCGGCGACGGGGUCGUGGCCACCUUCUCCGACGGCACACUUGUGCCCGCCACCAUGAUCAUCGGCGCCGACGGGCCCAAGUCGAGAGUGCGCGAGUUUGCCAUGGGCAGCGCCGAGGAGGCCGCUGUCACGCGCUUCUCAAUCUUCCACACCAACAUGACCGUGUGCUACGGGGACGCCGAGAAGGCCCUAUUUGUCCGGAAGCAGUAUCCCACCAGCUACCUAGCUCUUAGCGAGCAGUCGUUCCAUGCUUUCCAGUCAAUUUCUAGCAUGCCCGACGGGCCUGACCAUCCAGAGACGUGGAAAUUUCACAUGGCUAUGGCGUGGCUCGGCGAGGUGGACAACUCACUUGACUACAAAGCGCGGCUCGCGUUGAUCAAGGAAAGGGCGGCUGGUCUGGGCGAGCCAGCUCACUCGGCCUUCAUGUGGCUCCCCGACGACACCGAGGUGCACAAGGCCGACAUCAGUUACUGGAUCUCGCAGCCAUGGGACAACCGCCGGGGCCGCAUGACGCUGGUGGGUGACGCAGCGCACCCGAUGCCUCCUUACCGUGGCCAGGGGCUGAAUCACUGCAUCAACGACGUGUGGCAUCUAUCAAAGGGGCUGACCGAGAUGCUUUCCGGGGCUUCCGGUGAGCCAGCAGCGGCGACUGCUGAUGCGCAGAAGCUCACCCUUGCCGAGGUGGUGACUCGCUACGAGGCCGAGAUGGUCCCGCGCGGCGCCGAAGAGGUCCGCUGCUCGGUCGAGAACGGAUACAUGCUGCACGACUGGAAGAAGAUCCAGCAGAGCCCCGUGUUCAACCGGGGGUUCAAGCCCAUGGACGGCCACGGCGGCGCCGCAGCCGCCGCAGGUCCGGUCAAGCCUAAUGCCGCUCCCAACGGUGUCGUGGAGGAGAACCCCUUGAGCGAGCAUGCCCAGGUUCAGCUGCGCCGAGAUGCUGAGCUUGCUGCUGCCGCCGAGACAGCCACUGCCUCGGCUUGA